Molecule: messenger RNA, 1394 nt
Organism: Marmota flaviventris (yellow-bellied marmot)
Lineage: Eukaryota; Metazoa; Chordata; Mammalia; Rodentia; Sciuridae
Gene: Mad2l2
Product: mitotic arrest deficient 2 like 2
Cellular component (GO): zeta DNA polymerase complex
Source: RefSeq, a predicted model, not a curated record
CGAAGCCGCGGGCUGAGCCGGAGGCGGUAGCUGCCGGACGGUUGGCUCCUGCAUUGGGGCCCCGACCCGAGCCGCGGCGGGAAGUGAGGCCGCAGCCGGUACCGGGGAGGGGCGGGGAGCAGGAUCCUCGGCGCGGGCGCUCCUGGUUCCGACCCGGCUCCGCCUUCCGCGUGCUGCGCUGUGCGCCCGGCCCUGCACGGCGAGCAGUUUCCCUCCGCGUGCGCGGCCCUGGCCUCCUGAGGGUGCCGCUCGGGCUUCCCUGUCCCCGGAGACAGCCGGGCGAGGGUCGAUCGGGGCGCAGAGGGAGUCCCGGGCCGUGGGGGCCCCGCGCCCUGCGGCCUGGUUCCUUGGUUUACCCCCUGCGCCCCGUCCCUCCAGGCCGCGGAAGAUGACCACACUCACGCGACAGGACCUCAACUUUGGCCAAGUGGUGGCCGACGUGCUCUGCGAGUUCCUGGAGGUGGCCGUGCACCUAAUCCUCUACGUGCGCGAGGUCUACCCCGUGGGCAUCUUCCAGAAACGCAAGAAGUACAACGUUCCCGUCCAGAUGUCCUGCCACCCGGAGCUGAACCAGUACAUCCAGGACACGCUGCACUGUGUCAAGCCACUUCUGGAGAAGAACGACGUGGAGAAGGUGGUGGUGGUGAUCUUGGACAAGGAGCACCGCCCGGUGGAGAAGUUCGUCUUUGAGAUCACUCAGCCUCCGCUGCUGUCCAUCAGCUCCGACUCUCUGCUGUCCCACGUGGAGCAGCUGCUCCGAGCCUUCAUCCUGAAGAUCAGCGUGUGUGAUGCUGUCCUGGACCACAACCCCCCAGGCUGCACCUUCACAGUUCUGGUGCACACAAGAGAAGCUGCCACCCGAAAUAUGGAGAAGAUCCAGGUCAUUAAGGACUUCCCCUGGAUCCUGGCAGAUGAGCAGGACGUCCACAUGCACGACCCCCGGCUGAUCCCCUUGAAGACCAUGACAUCAGACAUCUUAAAGAUGCAGCUCUACGUGGAAGAACGAGCUCACAAAAGCAGCUGAGGUGCGCCUGCCACCCUGAUGAGGGGGUCUCCAGCCCAGGGCGGCGCUGCAGGGCCACCCAGACUCCAAGUGCUCUUACUGCCUCUGUGUACAGAUGCCACCUCCAGCCCAGGGCUGCUCAGGCUGGUGGUCUUCAUGGACAAGGCCUCCCUAGGAGGGCAGUCGGGACACUGGGACCGUGAUGUCUUGGUCUCUUGGCUUCGGCUGGCCAACACUGUCUGUCUCAAAAACUGUGCUGUGAGUUACUUCAAUAAAAGGGCCCCAAGGGCUGACUGGGCUGUCACUAACUAGAGCGGUGACAAGUGCAGCGAGCCACCCUGGGCUGCUUCUCUGUCCGGGUGCCAGCAGCCCACCCCACCUGUAAACUCAA